Aedes aegypti (yellow fever mosquito) is the source of this 3604-nucleotide messenger RNA. RefSeq names its product cytochrome P450 18a1 (gene Cyp18a1). NCBI's taxonomy places the organism in Eukaryota, Metazoa, Arthropoda, Insecta, Diptera, Culicidae. Gene Ontology annotation, cellular component: intracellular membrane-bounded organelle; cytoplasm. Gene Ontology annotation, biological process: xenobiotic metabolic process. The coding region runs from base 401 to 2002 and encodes 533 amino acids. The record is from RefSeq and is a predicted model, not a curated record. Gene Ontology annotation, molecular function: oxidoreductase activity, acting on paired donors, with incorporation or reduction of molecular oxygen, reduced flavin or flavoprotein as one donor, and incorporation of one atom of oxygen; iron ion binding; heme binding. The transcript is spliced from 5 exons.
UACUAUAGUUGUGCUUUUUAUCGCCGAUGCCGACUGUUUCAAUUGUUCCGUAACGUUCGUGCGAGUGAGUCGCGUUUUUUGUUCGCUCCACACUUACCUCUCCUCUAGCUGCAAGUGGUGGACUCAACAAGUGUGCGCGAGCUGUGUGUGAUCUGUUUGACUUACAAUUUUUGGUACCAACUACACUGUGAUCUCAAGAUAUUUAAAACGGGGGAAAAAGAUCAGAGAAUCAGAGCCAAAUGAACAAAACUAGUGCAGUUUCAAGUGAUAUAGCUACUGAUUGACAGUCGAAGCAGAUUGGUGUGUGAUAGGUGUGCGAUCGAUUCGAUCAUCGGGACAGUUGUUCAAGAAUCCAAGAUUCGUGUGCGAGUUGGUGUCUAUCAAAGAGCGGCGGAAGAAAAUGUUCCUCGACACGUACCUGUUGGGCGUAGUGCGGCAGGAGUUUUUCGAUGCGUCCAAGGCGCGAAGUACUCUGCUGGUGUUCUGCUGCACGUUGAGCUGCGUGGUGUUUCUGCAGUGGCUCUUUCGGUUGGUGUGCCAGAUUAAGAAGCUUCCACCGGGGCCAUGGGGUGUGCCGAUUUUCGGCUACCUGACGUUCAUCGGCCACGAGAAGCAUACCCAGUAUAUGAAGCUGGCCCGGAAAUACGGCUCGCUGUUCAGCGCCAAGCUCGGGGCCCAGCUAACGGUGGUGAUCAGCGACUACAAGAUUAUAAGGGAGGCGUUCAAAACGGAGGACUUCACCGGACGGCCGCAUUCUCCGCUGCUGAAAACGCUUGGAGGUUUCGGAAUCAUCAACAGUGAAGGUCAACUGUGGAAAGAUCAACGGCGGUUCCUGCACGAGAAGCUGCGUCACUUCGGAAUGACGGUGCUUGGCAACAAGAAACACCUGAUGGAGAGCAGAAUCAUGACUGAGGUCGCAGAACUGCUAGCAUCGCUGAACGAGGUCGGCAGCCAGUCUACCGACCUGAGCAAGUACCUCUCCGUCUCGGUGAGCAACGUGAUCUGCAACAUUAUCAUGUCGGUGCGGUUCUCGCUGGAGGAUCCAAAGUUCAAGCGCUUCAACUGGCUGAUCGAGGAAGGCAUGCGGCUGUUCGGCGAAAUCCACACCAUCGACUACAUCCCUCAGAUCCAGUACCUGCCCGGUAACAUCAACGCCAAGAACAAGAUUGCCAAGAACCGACAGGAGAUGUUUGACUUCUACCGCGAGGUGAUCGACGAGCACAAGCGGUCGUUCAACGCCGAAAACAUCCGGGACAUCGUCGAUGCCUACUUGGACGAGAUUCAGAAAGCGCAAGCCGAAGGCCGCGACCAGGAACUCUUCGACGGAAAAGAUCACGAGAUCCAGAUGAUGCAGGUGAUUGCGGAUCUCUUCUCGGCCGGCAUGGAAACCAUCAAGACGACGCUGCUCUGGCUGAACGUGUUCAUGCUGCGCCACCCGGAUGCGAUGAAGCGGGUGCAGGACGAGCUCGAUCAGGUUGUGGGACGCAAUCGGCUGCCGAAAAUCGAAGAUGUACCGUACCUGCCGAUAACGGAGACCACCAUACUGGAAGUGAUGCGUAUCUCCAGCAUCGUCCCGCUAGCCACCACGCAUUCCCCUAAAAGUGAUGUCGUUAUCAACGGUUACACAAUCCCGGCCGGUUCGUACGUAGUUCCACUGAUCAACAGCGUGCACAUGGACCCAACGCUUUGGGAUAAGCCAGAGGAAUUCAACCCAAGCCGUUUCCUGGAUGCUGAGGGCAAAGUUCACAAGCCGGAUUUCUUCAUUCCGUUCGGAGUAGGCCGUCGUCGUUGCCUGGGCGACGUUCUAGCUAGGAUGGAGCUGUUCCUGUUCUUCGCUUCCAUUAUGCACACAUUCACCAUUGAACUUCCUGAAGACGAACCGAUGCCAAGUCUGAAGGGCAUUAUCGGUGUCACCAUCAGUCCGCAAGCAUUCCGCGUCAAGCUGAUCCCUCGACCACUGAACGCCGAUCUAGAUCGGCUGCGGAAUGUUGGCAGCUGCUAAACUCCUCACCUGGUGAGAAAACCCCAACAGAGCACGGUAUGUUCCUACGUUACAUGCAAAAGACAAAAAAGAAUACACACACUUCAAUGGGCGAGAACACAAAUUGAGCGACAAGCAACACACUUCAACACCUUUGAAAACGAUUCAUUCGAGUGCCUGCAAAAAUGUGAAGCAAAAUCGAAAGUACACUAGCUAGUCAUGCGUUGUUGUUCGGAGAGUAAUUUUGUUGAAUCAUUCUUUUACAAUGUUGAAGUUGUUUUUAUUGCCUUUAGAGAGAUAAAACCGCAUUUUAAUCGCAUUUUAAUGACAGUUCAUUAUUUAUACUUGUGCCGAGUUUAUUGAAAAGCAGGAGAAGAAGCAGAAACUAGAAUCCAUUGUACAAAUGACUUCGGUCAACACACAGACACACAACACUUCGGAUAGCAGAAGAAACAAUCAACCGAAAGAGUGAGAGAAACAUUACUCUAAAGAACCACACACUCACACACUCAACACACAUACACACAUGCACAUGACAAACAAGCAAGGGACCGCCCUUGACUCGUCGGUGGUUCGCCGGUUUUAGUGUUAUUGGGUUUCUUAAUAACAAACCCAAUCGAGAUAGUUUUAUUUAUAAUGUUCAAACACAGUUGUUUGCCACUACAACGAAUCCAGCGGCGAAUAGGAAAACAGUGAAUCAACUUGAUCGAUGCCUCCCAAAAUACGAUGUGUUCAAUAAUAUUUAGAGAUUUAACAAAAGCUGACAAACAAUUCCAUUUCUAGCAUUAUCAUUAGCUUGUAGUGUAACGUUUUUUUUAUUAUUUUAAUAUCUAAGUAGGCGAGGAGAAGUUUAUAUUUAUUACAUCUAAACAAAAACCCCGAAGACAAAUCCAAGUAUUGCUGCACAAACGGAAUGAAAAGUAACGUUUUCAUAAAUUGAAUUAAAUUUUAUAAAUUUCUGAUUCCACGGUAAAAUACCAAAAAAUCAAAACUACGAUUGCUAGUUAAAAGUCCAACCGCGCGAGCGACGAUGUGACGCAACGCGAAAAUGUCACUUCUUCGGCUCCGAUAUCCAUCGCAGUAGCCCAAGAAGAAGAACCCCGAAAAAAACCGUUCGAUUUCCGAACGUUUAUAAAACCAAACGAGGGCACGCGCACAAUUUACCAGUAUUCCCCAUCCGUGUUCACGAGCGAGCGAGCGAGCUUCAUUCCCUCAAUUACUCUGUGCAGUGCGGCGCGCUCUACAUUACCUACUUUCGCGGUUACGGAACGAACGAGUGCGCGAACACAAAAGCGGGGAGGCCAAUUCGCGUCACUGUUAGAUCAGAGUAGGCGGCGACGCAAGCGUUCGUCACCUGUCGCGUCGUCGAAGUCUCUCUUUCUUCGCUGCUGCGGUGAGUGCGGUGCGCGCACUCACACACUCUCUCAUAAGCCAAAACCGCAAAAAGCACAAUAUUUUACAAUUGCAUGGGCGUUGGAAAGAGUCGGGAAAGAGACGAACGCGUGCGAGCGAAGAAGAAGAAUAAGUAGUUGAAAUCAGUGCCAAUUUCAUUUGUUGAACAAACGAAACAAAAAAGUAUGGAAUAUGCAGAUAUUUAACGCGUGAAAACCGCGAAGAAUUUUG